AUGUUUACUCCUACAAGAGUUCAACAGCAAUAUGAAGAUAGUGCAGUUGCGGAACAACCGUCAACAGGUCGAUCGUGUGAUCGAUUGAGGAAGGAAGUUAAACGUUGUAUUAAGGAAUCUGAUUGCGUACAAAAAGCGCGUCGACCUGCAAAAGAAUGUGUUCAAGCUCGUGAUGGUUCAGUGCCGACUCGUUGUUAUAAACUUCUUUCUCUUCUAUCUGAUUGUAAGAGAUCCAUGAUUGAUAUGCGCGCGAGAUUUCGUGGUCGCAAAGGUGAUUUAUAG
Dracunculus medinensis (Guinea worm) is the source of this 282-nucleotide messenger RNA. The record is from the annotation of a GenBank genome assembly. Lineage: Eukaryota; Metazoa; Nematoda; Chromadorea; Rhabditida; Dracunculidae.